AUGGGCACCGGGAAGCCCCGUACGUAUGGGGACAUUGCCGAUACAGUGCUGCCUUCCCUCGUCUUUACACUAGAUACCCUCAAGGCCCUAGAGAAAAGCGUUGACACGUAUGUUCGACUUGCUCCGGGAGAUCGUCGCACGUUCUUUAGAAACCAGAUGGAUGACAUCUGGACGGAGCCCAUUGACUGGGCUUGCAUGCCGCGCAGUCCCGAGUUCAAGACGCAGUGGUCGGUGAGUGUGAAAGGGCCGGCGGUGUCAACCCUGCAUCUAACGGAGCAUCCAUCCGAUAAUCAGGCGCUCAGGCGAUACUUUCAAGAACAAGGGCGCAUUCGUGGCCCUGCGGCACUUCCUGAGAGAUUGAGCACGCGCAAAUGGACUGGACUUCGAGUCUGCGGUGUUGUCUACCACGAAUCCAUCGACGAGAUGGUGUUUCUUGGAACAGGAAUGCGCCCUGGAGACACUCGAGGAUACAUCGGCCAACGCAUGAAGUGCCGGACGGUGUUCUACUGGAAGUUGCCAGGCAGCGAGAGACGCCAGCUUGACGAGAUGGCGAAAGACUGGCAGGCAGGGUCUGCCCCUGCUCAGCAAAAGAUCGAUGCUUACUACCGGCGCUUUCAUACCUGGAUAAAAAACGUUCACAUGACUGGACUGCGAGAGUUCGGUCAACAUUUGGUGACAAUGGCGAUUCCAGAGCCAGGUCUUCCCAAUCCGCCGCGACUCUACGAGUUCAUGUACGAUCUCAAGGUCCUCGAGAAGCCCCUUGUGAAGACAGUGCCGGUAGGAGACACCUUGACGGACAUUUAUCUUGCGGUGAAUCACGCCGCCGGUCGUUUGGAGGGCGCUGCAUUGCCCACGUUGUUGAACAAAAAGUCGAGAUUGAAGCGCAAGACCACCUGGGCAAUGGACGAGACGAAUUUCGUCGGACGCGACGAGAUCGUCUUGAGAGAGGAAGACUUCGACGAAGAACUUUUCUUCAAGGAAGCGAUCUCCAUGCUGUACACGAUCGUCAGGAUGGCCCACAGUAACAUAUCGAGUCACCGCGAUCUUGAUCCGCCCUGGGCCUCCUUCUCGGAGCUGGUGGACCAGCGGUAUCUUUUGCCAGAUAUCCCGAUGUGUAUACCUACCGCCCUACGCCAGCCCAACUGCUUCAAAUAUCUGAAGCACUGGUUCACCGUCACCAAAGGUCUCAGGUUCAACCAAUGGCAGAGGAAGAACAGCAUCCCCAUGGCGCCGGUGCCAUUUGAUCAGCGGUGGUGGGCGGCGUCACACGCGGAGUAUGCCGCGCCAGCUGAGGCUAUUCCGGCGACUGCGAUGGAAGCCAUGGCAUACGUUCCCGAGACUGCAGCUCCGUCGGACCUGCAUGUCUUCGGCGGCACCGUAUCGCCCUUCGGCAGUGGCGGUGGACAUCUCGUACACGAUGCGGAGACCUGGGAGCAGGAGUCCCUCGAGCUGCUCGAUAUCCCAUAUGUCCCAGACCCUGAUGACUUGCAACCCAGGAUUGUACCCGGUACAGACUCGACGUUCGCCGAGGGGGAUAUACCGCCGGCCCUGGUACCAGGCAAUUGCGAGGCCCGGGCUCAAUGGUGCAUGAAGCAGGUGCAGACGCAUUGCAAUGGAAUCUCGCGCCGCGUCACACGCCCACUCCGCGCCGCCAUCAAACAGUUGGCGGAGCUUCCAAUGGUCCCAAACUGCACGUACCCUCUGAAGUCUGCUGGUAGGCGUUGUGGGUUACCCUAUGACCUUCGAUGGACGAUGCUAGACGCCGUGCCGCCAGCUUCAGCAAACAUGCAGGACUGGGUCAGAUUCUUGGAAUCUGCCCCGUGGACGUUCGAACAAGCUGGUGCUGCCACAUACGCUGGAUCUGAGCUGGCUUGGACGUUUGUCUUGGGCGGCGUUCUCUACUUGCGCGGAUAUUCGGCUGCUGGCGGCGAUCCGUCAGGCGACGAGGGCGUUGGACGCUUCACAAUGGGUUGCGCCAGGUUCCACAGGAUCUUUACCCAGUUUGUCUCUACACUUGAGGACUACGGGGAACGUUUUCGUUACCCUGGGUGGGCGCCCAGCACGAAAUACGCCGUGGCAAACUCGCGAUCUCUCUACCUUGCAUAUCUUGUGAGGCACGACACGCAAGAUGUGCUGCUGCCGCUCAUCAAGCUUAUAACUCGAUUGAAGCAGGGAGCGCUUGAAGCCCCGUUCGAGUUCGUACCGCACUCCGCUGCUACUGACGCACCUUCCUGGGUCACUCAGUCAAACGGCGUUCCUUCCUGGCAAUGGCAGAGAUGCGGUCUACCACCAGCGUCGCACAAGCUUUCUGACCUGCCUGACAUACUUCUCGCCUGGCUCAAACGCGACGACCUACUGGUGGAUCCGGAAAAGGGGCCUAGAUCUUGCGAAACAGGCUUGGCUGUGAUGCUCAAAGUUGCGUUGGUUUUUGCCGACCUUGAACAUGUUGAGGACGAGAACUGGACUGAUGCCGGCGCACGUAUCCUGGAACUUUCCACUCUCUGUUCACGGCGGCGAGAGCUACAAAUUGCCAUUGCGGACUGGGCUAACCAGGAGGCCGUACGACUGGAGCCUUUGCUCGACGCGUUAGACAUCGCGCGAGAAGAUCAGGACGAGGAGGAGUCUCAUACGCGCGGCGAUUCGCUCCAGUAUGGGAAUUCCCCAGGCAUGAAGAGCGUUAGGCGCCGACCGGCCAGCCAAUACAUACCGGACGAGGUAGACGACACAUUUAUGGCCGUGGAUAUAGGCGACGUCGUAUUGCCUCAUUCCGUUCAGGAAUAUCGUGAGCGGGUGGAAGCGGAACCUAGAACUGCUGUUCAAGAGCUGACCCGAAAGGGUUUACAAGGGAUAUCUGCCCUCGGGGAGCGGAGACAGAGGAACAAAGAGCUACUGUCUGGCAAGACAGCCUCGGCAGGAGCAUCAUCGAUGGCUCGCAGACCUGCACCGCAACGCACCUCUGGUGGUUGGCAGGGGAUGCCCGCCCCGUCAAUGGACGAUCUAGAGCCUCAGUCGGAUGGCGAAGACACGCUCCCACCCCGCAAAAGGCGCAGGACUAUGGCAUUGAAGAUAAGACGCAAUACCGGUACCCGCGAGGCAGCGACCGAUGCGAGUUCAUCGCGCACAAAGCUUGCCAAAGCUCGUGGAGGAAAGAGAAAGGGCACUAGUGGACGCCGCGCUAAAGUCAACCGGUCUUCAAAACAGAGGAAUCCCCGCACGAUUCGCCGCACAUCGCCGGAAUCCUCAUAUGAAAGCGAAGACCAGGCUGAUUCAAUGUGCGGACCGGUUUCUGGUGCUGGGGGCGGAGUUUCGGACCUCGGAGGGACUUCUGAAGGGGACGAUAGCGAUGCCAUGCCGAUGCGUAUCACGACGCCUAGAGACCCGAGAGCUCUGGGAUGGGCACAGCCGGUGACUUUUGACGCCGACGCCACAAGUAUCGCAACUGGACUGGACAGCGAUGCAGCCGAUUCGGCGUUUUCGUUUCACCGCCCGCCCGUACGCCGGCUUACGUUCAUCGACGCGAACCAGGCGAUCCGUCUCGGAGCUGAAUCAUCGCGGCGCUCGAGCUUGUCGGCGCCCGGCACGCCCCGCGCGGCAAUGGGUGAUCGCCUGGCCUCAAGCCCGAUUGGGACAGAAACGCCAGACGGUGCGAUGAAUGCAGGGGGAUCAUCAGUGUCGACAGCGAUCGUCGUCAGACGAAGCGGUAGAUUAAAAAGAUCCAGUUGA
This is a messenger RNA of Peniophora sp. CBMAI 1063, 3723 nucleotides long. NCBI's taxonomy places the organism in Eukaryota, Fungi, Basidiomycota, Agaricomycetes, Russulales, Peniophoraceae. The record is from the annotation of a GenBank genome assembly.